This is a messenger RNA of Micropterus dolomieu (smallmouth bass), 1122 nucleotides long. Its product is annotated as paired box protein Pax-1-like. The transcript has 4 exons. Gene Ontology annotation, molecular function: DNA-binding transcription factor activity, RNA polymerase II-specific; RNA polymerase II cis-regulatory region sequence-specific DNA binding. NCBI's taxonomy places the organism in Eukaryota, Metazoa, Chordata, Actinopteri, Centrarchiformes, Centrarchidae. Gene Ontology annotation, biological process: anatomical structure development; regulation of transcription by RNA polymerase II. The record is from RefSeq and is a predicted model, not a curated record. The coding region runs from base 1 to 1086 and encodes 361 amino acids.
AUGGAUCCUGCUCCUUUAUAUUCAGACGUGUUCUGUGUCGUGUGCGCAGAGCAGAGCUACGGGGAGGUGAACCAGCUCGGCGGGGUGUUCGUUAACGGCCGGCCGCUGCCGAGCGCGGUGCGGCUGCGGAUCGUGGAGCUGGCGCAGCUCGGGAUGCGGCCCUGCGACAUCAGCCGCCAGCUGCGGGUCUCCCACGGCUGCGUGUCCAAGAUCCUGACCCGCUACAACGACACCGGCUCCAUCCUGCCCGGGGCCAUCGGCGGCAGCAAGCCCCGGGUCACCACCCCCGCCGUGGUCAAGAGCAUCCGGGACUACAAGCAGGACGACCCGGGCAUCUUCGCCUGGGAGAUCCGGGACCGGCUUCUCUCGGACGGGGUGUGCGACAAAUACAACGUCCCGUCUGUGAGCUCCAUCAGCCGGAUUCUCAGGAAUAAACUCGGGACUGUUUCACAGCCGUAUGAGAGCAGCAGAUCGGUCCCGGCUCAGCUCCAGUACGGACACGUCUACCCGUACCCCUCCUACACUGGCCCCGCAGUGGCCCCCACCGGGACCAGGACCGGCAGCGGCCCCGCCGGACACGCUGGCCUGCCGCGUAGCUGGCACGACAUCCUGGGCAUCCGAGCCUUCAUGGACCCGGCAGCACUGCCUAGAUCUGAUGGACACCCAGCCAAAAUGGAGGACUGGACCAGUAUGACCAGUGUGGCCAGCAUGAGGCCGUUUCCUCCUGGAAUCAAUGGAGCAGAGAAAACCUACAACGAGCCAGACCUCAAAUACCCGCAGCAGUCUUCGUCCUGUCUGCCUGGUUAUGUCUCAGCUUGUGCGUAUUCUCCACCGAACCAGUACGGCAUGUACGGAGGUCCAGCAGCCAACUACAUGAGCACUGGACACCCCUGGCAGCCCCAGCCCAGCCUGAGUUCCAGUUUGACUCAGAGUCAGGCUCAUCUCAGCCCUGCAGCAACACUGGAGGCUGCAGACUUGCACACUGCAACAUCUUUCAAACUGCCACAAAGAGACGAGGACAGGAAACCUCUGAGUCCUCUGUACAAAGACCAUCAUGCUGCUCACAGAUCGUCUUCAGGCUCGUGAUGACAACAAGGAAACUCAAGAAGACGAUGUGACGCU